GGAGGGAGAAGGAACCCAAACUCUCCGGGAGCACGGGGGGGUGGGGUGGGAGGAGGGGAAAGGAUGGGGGGUGCUUCCCUCUCUGAGUCCCAAACAAAGUGUCACAAAGAGCUCGGCCGGCGGCAGCAGCGGAGGCGGCUGUAACUCAGCUUUUGUUCUCCUGGCCAGGGGUAGCUGAGCCCUGGCCUCCCUAUCUCCCAACCCUGCCCCCUAUCAUCCUUCUGGCUUAUCUUCCCCGAAGGGUCCGAGGUGCUGCUGGGAAACCCUCUCAAGUGGAAUCAUAGGUCCUACCCUACUUGCCAACCUAUUUCUGGAGGGGGAUUUUCCCAGAGUCUCUCUUGCCCACCUCCCCCACCUUCCCCACGUCCUAGUCUGAGGAAUGAAGCUCCUAUGGGUGCUAAGACUGACUUUUCUAGGUUCAGCUCCAGUUAAGGGGAGUUAGGGCUGGCUACACAGCCCUCUUCCCCAAUCCAGGCCCUUUAGAACUUUCAGAAUUGGGGUCAUGUUAGGACAUGCCUCUGAGAUAAGACUCAACCAUGGUGGGUUGGCACCAGGUGAGCAGGUGUACUUUCUUCCUGCUGUCUGGAGUCUAUGACUGAGGUUCCAUGCUCCCAACUCAGGAGAAUGAGGAGGGAGGGGAAGGAAGGUUUACUAAGAGCUAGGUAUAAAAGGCAGGCAAGCUGUGGAGUAGGGUGGGUUUGGAGAAGCUAUCUGAGUAGUGAGGUGCAAAGGGCCAUGAAGAGACCAUAAAAGUGAACAACUUUUUUUUGUGUGUGAUCAAGGUAAUCUUGACUCUAGACUACCUAAGAAGUUCUCUUUCCUUUUUACCCCUCUAGUUCAGUGGCAAUCAUAAUUGUUAGCAGACUUGGGAGGCAUAGGUUUUUCAACAAAGGGAAAAACAUCAAGUAUUAAAGAUGACCAGAGACAGAGACCUAGUUAUAGUCAGACCCCAGAAGUCCUGAGCCCCUACCCCUUACACUUUGACCUUAAACCUUUUUGAAGCACAAGGCUUGAGGGACAGUCUUCGUGGUCCGUUUAGCAGAUGCUUCUAUGUACCAGUUUUUUCUAAAUCUUUUCCCCAACCAUUCAUCCUUCUGAACUCAGUAAGGUUUGGUUGUCCACAUCCCCUUCCCCACCAGUGCUGUUUUAGUAUGUAAGGAUAAUUGGCCUGUUGCUUUUGAAAGAUUUCUGAUCCCUAUCCCAGGCCCGGCAUCCCUAUGGAAUCUAAAUAAGGGCAAGAUAUCCCCUGAUUCCCGUGGAGGCGGAAAGUAGGUUAGUGCUACUAUCUAGCCAAGUCUCGUGGUGGUGUUUAAGGGCCGACUAUAGAAAACUGAUUAUUUUCCUCUGCCAAUACAUGCAUGACCUAGGUUCCAAAUCAGUUCAUAGAAUCUCAGUCCUCUGUCAGUGCUUUCCAUUAUUGAGAAAAAAAUGAUGGGGUCAGACACCUGGAACCUGGUUUGGUAUGACGAUGAUUCAGGAUUUUUUUUUUUUUUUUUGAGACAGAGUCUUACUAUGUUGCUCUCAGUAGAGUGCCAUGGCAUCGCAGCUCACAGCAACCUCCAGCUCUUGGGCUUAGGCGAUUCUCUUGCCUCAGCCUCCCAAGUAGCUGGGACUACAGGCACUCCCAACAACACCUGGGUAUUUUUUUGUUGCAGUUUGGCCAGGGCCAGGUUUGAACCUGCCACCCUCGGUAUAUGGGGCCGGUGCCCUACUCACUGAGCCACAGGCACUGUUUGAUUCAGGAGAUUUUUGACUGAGCCUAGGAAAGACUCUCAAUGAGUUUUGUUGAUUUUAGGCCAUCUUCUGGGGAAACUUUUCCUGUUGAGGAAUUCAGCUUCAGUUUAGAAUUUGUUGUAUAUUACUAUAUUUUCAUCCUGGAACCUGCUAUGUGAAAAGAGGAUUUGUUGUUGUUUUGCGGUGAUGGUGGUGGUAGUGGGGGCUUUGCCCUAUUCCUACUUUUCUUGCCUAGGAUAUGAGGCCAGCUUCCCAUUAAGUCUUUUGCUUGCUAUCUUAUAGACAGUUUUAGGGGCCCUAGAAUCUUCUCAGAAUCAGAGUAUGUGUGCGUAGGUUAGUCAGCUAUGACCAUGCAGUAUUCCCAGCUCCCCCUCUCCCUGCCAUCUGCUUCCUCUGAAUAUACCAGAUUGGCUGUACACCAGGAUGUUCCGGGAAUCCCCAGGAGAGCAACAGAAUGUGAUGGACCCAAAUAUGAUGCCUCAGUAACUCAUUCCAGGAUGUACAAACUGUGACUAUCAGGACACUCCUUAUAGCUAAUUAAAAUUCUUCUAGUUACCUCUAUUUUCUAUUACCUCUGUCUAUUUUCAGUGAUAUCCAAAGGCCAAAAUAAUCCCUCUGGUACCACUGUUUUUUUUUUUUUUCCCUAUGGUUCCCAGAUAGGAAUUAAAAAAACCCAAAAAACAAAAACCUUAGCUUUUCUCAGUACUUUAUCUGUGAUGCUAAAAUGGCAACCGUGGCCCCUCUAGCUCUUCAUAGCUCUGUGGUCCUGAGGUGGCCAAAGUGGCUUCUCUGGUAGCCCACUGCACUCUCCAUGGUACUGAAGGAAUGGCCAUUUGUUUUAACAUCUCUCUGGGGUCCAGAAGAGUCUUGUGACACAGAACCACAAAACUUUUUCUAGCUGGAAGGGACUAUCAGGGUAAAUUAGUCCAAACCCCUUAUUUUAUUUACAGAUAAGUAAACUGGUUAAGUUAAGUGAUUUACCAAGGCUGUAGGGCUAUUAAUGCUUAGACUGGGUCCACAAUAGCCUUAUACCCCUCGGCCCUAUUAUAAUUCACCUUUUAUAACACUAUUUAGUGAGCCCAGGAAGGCUCUUAUUCCCAGGAAAGGAGUUUAUUUGGACAAACCAGAGGAUGAGAGUGGGUACUCUAGUUUGGUGCUACAGAAAGACAACAUAUUAAAUAGUAGUGGAGGUCAUCUAGUGACCCUUGGACAAAAACACUUUGUUAAUUAAUCUUCUGCUAAUUAUACUACCAUAGCCCAGAUUCUGCAUGUAACAGGUACCUUCCCCUUCAUGGAAUCUUACCACAUCUACUACAUGUUGAAAAUGAAGGAAGCCUUGGACCUCCAGAGCCUUUUCUCUCUGCUGAUAAGCAGGGCUGACUCUUGGCCCAGUUUUCUUCUAUUAAAGAUCCUUAAGCUAAGUAAUUCUUGAAUCCUUUUCUUUCUCAGUAACCCAUUUCAGUUUCAUAAUGCAUAAUGUAAGGAAGUUCUUUGUAUCUCAAAUAUUCUAUCUUACCUAAAAAAUAGGUUAGGCCCACAUUCAUCUAGUCUUGACCAGAUACAAUCCUAUAUAGAGGCCAAAAGGUAGACUGGACAACUUCUGGUCAUCCUCUCAUGCCUGUUUCCAUGAAUCUUAAUUCUGGGGUUGCUUCUAAAUCCUAAGGGUGAUCUCCUCUGAAGCUUAGAAUCAGGAACACCCCCCACCCCAUACUCUUCCUCUGAGUGCUCUUUUCCUUCCUUAGCACUGUAGUCUGCAUGUCCCAGGCCUAGGGAAUUUUAGCCUGGAGAAUUUUAACCCCUUCCUGUUCAGAGCAUGUGCUGAGCCCUUAUCUGUGCAGAUGGCCCAGCCCAGCCCCGCCCCCCAUCCCUCACUCCAGCCUCUUGAGCUCAGAGCCAGUGUAAUCCUCCUCUUGUGUGAGGGAGCCUCUCCCCUGCAGAGAGGAGGAAAGCCUGCCUCGGAACAGCCCUGGACAAAGGGGCUCAGAUGCCCCAUCAUACUACAGGCUCCAAGCCCCUCAGAACCUGUUGCCUUCACUAGCAGCUUUUCCUCCUCUUCCCUGCACUCCCCAGAACCAAAGAAUGUGAAAGGGGUCCAUGGAGGUGAGUGAAGCUCUGGCCUCAACAAGUACUUAAAACUACAUACGCCCUCCCCAUGCCUACCUCUUUCUCUGACCUCCCAUCGUUAGAAGUAUCUCUGUGGCUCCAACGUCUCAAUUCUCAUCCAUCUCCCAAUUUCCCGAGGGCUCACGUCCCCGUGCACCAGGCGGCCACUUAGCGCCGUCGCCGCCAGCUUUCGACGGUGAGCUGGAUCUGCAGCGCUACUCCAACGGGCCAGGCGCCAGCUCGGGGUCGCCGGGAAUGGGAACCCUGAGCUGGUCUGAGAGUCGCACGGGCGAACGGCGCUUCCCUUGCCCUGUCUGCGGGAAGCGCUUCCGCUUUAACUCCAUCCUGGCUUUGCACCUGCGGGCGCACCCCGGCUCCCAGGCCUUCCAGUGCCCGCACUGCGGCCACCGCGCAGCACAGCGGGCUCUUCUGCGCUCGCACCUGCGCACGCACCAGCCGGGACGCCCUCGCAGCCCUGCCGCACGCCUACUGCUGGAGUUGGAGGAGCGCGCCCUGCUGCGCGAGGCCCGACUCGGGAGAGCGCGCAGUUCGGGGGCCAUGCAGACGUCCCCUGCCGCCGAGGGCCCGGCGCGGCCCCAGGCUCCUUCCACGUCCGCCUUUCGUUGUCCCUACUGCAAAGGCAAGUUUCGCACCUCUGCGGAGCGCGAACGACACUUGCACAUUCUGCACAGGCCCUGGAAGUGCAGCCUGUGCAGUUUCGGCUCCAGCCAGGAGGAGGAGCUGCUUCAUCACAACCUGACGGCCCACGGGGCUCCCGAGCGCCCCCUGGCGGCCGCCUCCGCUGCUCCCCAACCCCAGCCUCCACCCCAGCCUGAACCGAGAUCGGUCCCUGAGUCGGAGCCGGCGCCGGAGCCGGAGCCGGAGCCUGAACAUGAGGCUACCCCGGCUCCCGCCCCUGCCACUCCCGAAGAGCCUCCUGCGCCCCCGGAGUUCCGCUGUCAAGUGUGCGGCCAGAGCUUUACACAGUCCUGGUUUCUCAAGGGCCACAUGCGCAAGCACAAGGCUUCCUUUGAUCAUGCGUGCCCUGUGUGUGGCCGCUGCUUCAAGGAGCCCUGGUUCCUUAAGAACCACAUGAAGGUGCACGCCAGCAAGCUGGGUCCACUGCGUGCCCCGGGCCCCGGUUCGGGGCAGGCCCGGGCCCCCCAGCCUCCUGAUCUGGGUCUGCUGGCCUAUGAGCCUUUGGGGCCAGCGCUCCUCUUGGCGCCGGCGCCUACCCCUGCUGAGCGCCGUGAGCCCACGAGCCUCUUGGGGUACCUGAGCCUGCGAGCGGGCGAAGGCCGGCCCAAUGGCGAGGGCGCUGAGCCCGGCGCCGGCCGCAGCUUCGGAGGCUUCCGCCCACUGCCCUCCGCUCUCCCGGCCCGGGCUCGCCGGCACCGAACGGAGGAGCCGGAGGAGGAAGAGGAAGUGGUGGAGGCGGAGGAGGAGACCUGGGCCCGGGGCAGGUCGAUGGGCCCUCUGUCUUCCGUGCACUCGCGCCCCGGCGAGGGGCCAGGGCACUCUGCACCCGCUGCCGGGGCCCAAGCAAGAUCAACCACCACGCAGGAAGAGAACGGGCUGUUGGUUGGAGGGACCCGGCCUGAAGGGGGCCGGGGGGCCACCGGCAAGGAUUGUCCCUUCUGCGGAAAAUCUUUUCGCUCAGCGCACCACCUCAAAGUGCACCUGCGAGUGCACACAGGCGAGCGCCCUUACAAGUGUCCGCACUGCGACUACGCGGGUACCCAGUCCGGCUCGCUUAAGUAUCACCUACAGCGUCACCACCGAGAGCAGAGAAGCGGGGCAGGCCCCGGGCCACCCCCGGAACCACCCCCCACUUCCCAGCGGGGUUCUGCCCCGUCGUCCGGAGCCAAAUCGGCUCCACAGCCUGCAACCUGGGUCGAGGGCGCAGCAAGUCCCCGGCCUCCUCCGAGCGGUGCCGGGCCGGGGUCCCGUCGGAAACCCGCCAGUCCCGGGAGGACCCUGCGCAACGGGCGAGGCGGUGAGGCUGAACCCCUGGACCUGUCCCUGCGGGCUGGGCCAGGAGGCGAGGCCGGGCCGGGCGGUGCCCUGCAUCGCUGCCUCUUCUGCCCCUUUGCCACUGGAGCCCCCGAGCUCAUGGCCUUGCACCUUCAAGUGCAUCACAGCCGUCGGGCUCGGGGCCGCCGACCACCCCAGGCUGACGCAUCCCCGCCCUAUGCCCGGGCACCAUCAGGAGAGACCCCUCCCAGUCCUUUGCAGGAAGGGGAGGAGGGCCCCGGGCUGUCGAGAUCGGGAGAGGCGGGGCUGGCAGGGCAAGAACGGUAGGGAGCCCUCUUAGGGGCGAUUAGCUUAGUGAGCUUACUCCGCCGGAGCGGGGGAGCGCUAGAGGUAGUUGGGUAGAGCAGCCAGCAGGGGGCAGCAUGGGACCCAUAUCCCAGCCCCAGACGGACCAGAGGUGGAGGGGGCGGUGGGCGUAGGCGGGUGGGCGGGCAGUACCCACCCAGCCCAAGGGAGUCACAGUGCCUUAGAAGUGGCAGAGGUGAGGGUCAAAGAACGGGGUCCCAGGGCUGGCAGAGGUUGUGUCCCUGGUGAGGAGCCACUCUGCCAGUCUUUGCUGGUCCAUAGGCGUGAGAGUUUAUUUUUGUACGAGGGGUGGGGGUGGGGGGCACUGUACCCUUCUUGCCCCAUUCAGGGGCCCUGUAGACGUCGCUAUUUUUGGUACGAUUCCUGUCAUCCCUGUCGCAGAGUCGUGUCCCCAAUAAACAGGUGUCUUGAGGCACAGG
This is a messenger RNA of Nycticebus coucang (slow loris), 6596 nucleotides long. It is a transcript of the gene ZNF219, whose product is annotated as zinc finger protein 219. Gene Ontology annotation, molecular function: RNA polymerase II cis-regulatory region sequence-specific DNA binding; DNA-binding transcription factor activity, RNA polymerase II-specific. Gene Ontology annotation, biological process: regulation of DNA-templated transcription. Lineage: Eukaryota; Metazoa; Chordata; Mammalia; Primates; Lorisidae. The transcript is spliced from 5 exons. Gene Ontology annotation, cellular component: nucleus. The coding region runs from base 4093 to 6138 and encodes 681 amino acids. The record is from RefSeq and is a predicted model, not a curated record.